Molecule: messenger RNA, 844 nt
Organism: Apis cerana (Asiatic honeybee)
Lineage: Eukaryota; Metazoa; Arthropoda; Insecta; Hymenoptera; Apidae
Source: RefSeq, a predicted model, not a curated record
UUAUAUAUAACAUCAAAUAAUAGACAUAUAGUUGAAUCGUAUUGAUAUAAAAUUGAUAAAGUCGAAGUAACAGGCGCGAGGAACAUGAUGUAAGAUACCAUGGUUGUAUCUAAUCUCUGCGACGUCGAAGAAGCGUCCGGCAGAGUGCAACAAGAACAAAUAUUGUAACCAGAAGGGGGAACUUUCGGUGUAUCGAUGGUCGGCUAUUAAUACAGACCGGUUGUUAGUGCUACACGCAGCAUCAGUUUCUUCGAUAAUAAACGGUGUUUUCCAUCUAUUCAUCAAAUGAUUAUUGGAAAUUUCGAGUAAUUGACGACACAAUUGCCGUGUUCGAUUAGUCAGAUGGUGAAAAUAUUUUAAUGGAAAUCAAGUGCUAUAUUCGUGUGUUUAAAAUCUAAACGAGAGAAUGAAAUUCGUCGUAUUUUUUCUCCUGUUCAAUUUACUAAUCAUCGUUGUUGCAUAUAAAAAAGAGCAGUGUCAACGAAGAACAGACGAGGAACUUAUCUGGGAGUAUGACGUCAGAAGACCGUACAGGAUCGGUGCAUAUCAAGAAGUGGAGGCAGAGUAUGGACCAGCCGAUGUGACAAUCACGUGUAUAGGAGUAGAUUCUCUAUCUGACGAGAACAAUGGAGCCAUGUGGGUGACAUCCGGUGGAAUAGGAUAUAAUUUCAUUAAAAUUAAAUUCAAAUCGAAAUAUUCUAGAGGAUUUCAUUAUCGAGUUUAUGUUUAUGGAAAACCACAUCGAAUAAAUAACUUUAAUUUAUUGUAAUGUUCGUAAUGAUAAUUCCUUGUGUUAUCAAUAACAAUUAAGAAUGUAUUUUGAUAAAAUUCUUUUUCUGAUAUA